AUGUGGCUGAAGCCCGAGGAGGUGCUGCUGAAAAAUGCCCUCAAGCUGUGGGUGCAGGAGCGCUCCAACCAGUACUUCGUGCUGCAGAGGCGGCGGGGCUACGGCGAGGAGGGCGGAGGCGGGCUGGCAGGUCUUCUCGUGGGAACAUUAGAUGCCGUGUUGGAUUCUACAUCGAAAGUCGCCCCAUUUCGCAUCCUGCAUCAGACACCAGACUCUCAAGUCUACUGGUCCAUUGCAUGCGGAUCCAGCAGAGAAGAAAUAACAGAACACUGGGACUGGUUAGAACACAAUGUUAUGAAGACUUUAUCCGUAUUUGAUUCAAAUGAAGAUAUUACGAGCUUUGUCCAGGGAAAGAUAAGAGGUUUGAUUGCUGAAGAGGGAAAAGGUUCUUUUGUAAAAGAAGAAGAUCCUGAGAAGUUUCGUGAAGGUCUUAUGAAGUUUGAGAAGUGUUUUGGAUUACCGGAGCAGGAGAAGUUGGUUACCUAUUACUCAUGCAGUUACUGGAAGGGCAGAGUGCCCUGUCAAGGAUGGCUUUAUCUUAGUACCAACUUCCUUAGCUUUUACUCAUUUUUGCUGGGAGCAGAAAUAAAACUUAUUAUCUCCUGGGAUGAAAUAUCAAAACUUGAGAAGACUUCCAAUGUGAUUCUGACAGAGAGCAUUCACGUGUGCUCCCGUGGGGAAGAUCACUAUUUUUCCAUGUUUUUGCACAUUAGUGAAACGUUCCUUCUCAUGGAGCAGCUGGCAAACUAUGCUGUUAGGAGACUUUUUGACAAGGAGACAUUUGAAGAUGACCUAGUCCUUCAUGACCCCCUGCAGAUCACCAAGAGAGGCCUAGAGAGCCGUGCCCACAGUGAGCAGUUUAGUGCAUUCUUCAGGCUACCCAAAGAAGAGACCUUGAAGGAAGUUCAUGAGUGCUUCUUAUGGGUUCCUUUCAGUCAUUACAACACCCAUGGGAAAAUGUGCAUUUCAGAAAACUACAUCUGCUUUGCUAGCCAGGAUGGCAGCCUGUGCAGUGUAAUCAUUCCAUUAAGAGAGGUCACAGGGGUGGAUAAGGCAGAUCCAGCCAAUAGAGGAGUCAGCAUUAGUACCAAAGGAAAAACAGCUUUUCGUUUCACAGAGGUUAGAGAUUUCGAACAGCUUGUGGCAAAACUCAGAAUGAAAUGCAAUGCAGCUUCAAGUCCACAACACAUCAUAACUACAGAGGUUGCAGCUAGUUCUGCCUCUGACAGUCCAAAGGAUUUUGAUGCAGGACCAUCAAAGAUGGGUCAGAGAGAUAACAGCAAAACUGUCAGUACAGAAGCCCUAAUGACUGUCUACCAUCCUCAGGAUGCUGAGAAUCUAGACUCUAAAAUGUUGAAAGAAAAAAUGAAAGAACAGUCCUGGAACAUCCUUUUUGUCGAACGUGGACAUGGUGUCAGUAUGUUUCGAACAAAGAAGACUCGAGACCUAGUUGUAAGAGGGAUCCCAGAGGCAUUAAGAGGAGAGCUCUGGCUACUCUUCUCAGGUGCUGUAAAUGAUAUGGCAUCCAACCCUGGUUAUUACACUGAGUUGGUGGAAAAGUCCUUAGGAACGUGCACUUUAGCUACUGAUGAAAUUGAACGAGAUUUACGUCGCUCCUUACCUGAGCAUCCUGCUUUUCAAAGUGACACAGGAAUUUCUGCACUCAGGAGAGUUCUUACAGCUUAUGCAUACAGGAAUCCCCAAAUUGGAUAUUGUCAGGCAAUGAAUAUUUUGACAUCAGUACUUCUGCUGUAUGCUAAAGAGGAGGAAGCAUUCUGGCUUUUGGUUGCUGUGUGUGAAAGGAUGCUACCCGAUUAUUUCAAUCGUCGAAUCAUUGGUGCCUUGGUAGAUCAGGCAGUGUUUGAGGAGCUCAUCAGGGUUCAUCUGCCUCAGUUGACAGACCACAUGACGGACAUGACUUUUUUCUCCUCGGUCUCUCUCUCCUGGUUCCUUACCCUUUUUAUCAGUGUGCUGCCUAUUGAAAGUGCAGUCAAUGUGGUGGACUGUUUCUUCUAUGAUGGAAUAAAGGCAAUCUUGCAGCUGGGUCUCGCAGUGCUGGAAUACAACAUGGAGAAGUUGCUGACUUGUAAGGAUGAUGCAGAAGCAGUCACUGUUCUCAACAGAUUUUUUGACAGUGUCACUAACAAAGACAGUCCUUUGCCUCCAACUGUGCAGCAGGGCUCCAACCUCAGCGAUACAAAGAGUGACCAUCCAAAAGUGGACAUUACUGAUUUGAUCCGAGAGUCAAAUGAAAGAUAUGGCGAUAUUCGAUAUGAGGAUGUUGAGAGCAUGCGCUGCAGGAACAGGCUUUAUGUGAUCCAGACGUUAGAAGCUACGACCAAGCAGAAUGUGCUACGUGUUGUGUCCCAGGAUGUAAAAUUCAGUCCUAGUGAGCUUGAAGAGCUUUAUGAAUUAUUCAAGAAGGAGCACUUUCUUUCCUGUUAUUGGAAUGUAAAUAGUCCUGUCUUGCAACAUCAUGAUGCCAGCCUGCCAUAUCUUGACCAGUAUCGGAUUGAUUGCCAGCAAUUCAGGGUUCUCUGUCAUCUCUUGAGCCCCUGGUCACACUGUGCAAACAGAGACUCGCUUGCAUUGUGGACAUUCAGACUGAUGGAUGAGAGCUCCGAUUGCCUUAUAAACUUCAAACAAUUUGCCUGUGUUCUUGAUACCAUGUAUAAUGGAAGUUUCACUGACAAACUCAAGCUUCUUUUUAAGUUGCACAUCCCUCCAGCUUUUACUGAAGUAGAAUCUCUGAGCCCUUCCAAAGGUGGUGAUCUUUCAAAAGAAGAACUGAUCCACUUCAGCCAGCUCAGUGUUUCAUCUGUUGGGGAUAGUAUUGAAAGUGAUUCUUUGAAGAGCAGCCCAGAAAAAGUAGGAAAGGGGAAGGUUGAUAUUCAGGCAUAUCUGAAGCAAUGGCAAGAUGAACUUCUUAAAAAAGAAGAAAACAUUAAGGAUUUGCCAAGAAUGAAUCAGUCUCAGUUCAUCCAGUUCUCAAAAACUCUGUACAAUCUGUUCCAUGGGGAUCCCGAGGAGGAACUGUUAUAUCGGGCUAUAGCGGUGGUUACCAGCCUCCUGCUGAAAAUGGAAGAAGUUGGGAGAAGACUGCAGAGUCCCACAUCACCAGUGAAAAGUCCAGUUGCCGUUAUGGAGGUGCCUGCUGAAAUCACCAGAAAAGGGCAGGAGGAAAGCAGCUCUGAGCAGACUGAAGGCAGUAGAACACAGAGUUUGAGAGGGAACCAUGAAUGGUCUUUUGCCUUUGAACAGAUUCUGGCAUCCUUAUUAAAUGAGCCAGCCUUUGUGAGAUUUUUUGAGAAACCUCAUGACAUAAAAGUUAAAAUAGAGUGUGCUAAAAAUUUACAACUUAAAGCAAGAACCAGAGUGUAAUUUUCUUUACCUUUGACUCUGAAUGAACCACAUAAAGCGCUUACAAAUGAAGGUUGUUACUAUGGAAAUUGAGUCUGGUGUUUACAUAGGGAAUGGAGUUUGAAGAGUUAGCUUUAAAUAUCAGAUUACUGGUAUGUAAUGUAAAUAAAAAUAGUUCGAAGCACAAUCACUUUCUUGCAUUGUUCAUAAGUUUCACUCCAACAAAAGGACUGAAUAAUAAACUGUCUUUACCAUGUUAUUAAAAUAUGCAACAUUGCUUGGAAAUACUAGAUGUGACCUAUUGCAAACCUAUCUGAGUGACAGCUGUUACAGUGCGUGCUCUCCAGGUUCAUUUCUAUUACUGUGAUAAAAGGAAUAACUUCCAGCCAUUUUCACUUAAAAGGAGUAUCGACAGCUUAGAGCUUGUCUUCCAGGUUAGUUUAAUUAGUUAUUUCCAAACUUGCAUGUGGACUGGGAUCAAAGCAGGGUGAAGAAGAGAGGCUAUGGUAGGCACAAGAGCAUGAGGUUAGAGAAGAAAGUUGCCCUGCUCUCAAUUCCUCUGCUUUGGUGUUACCGAUGGUCCUGGACUCUUGCAGAUUCCAGCCCCUCAUCGGCAGUUUUCAGACUGCAUUAUCCCAGCCCACGUCUUAGUUUUUGCAACAAACAACUGGUUUCCUGCUUUUCUAGCUCGGCCUAUAUAUGAGUUCUCUUUCCCAUUUUCAUACCAAUCCUCCUACAAUAUAGGUGAAAAGGAUAGCAGCUUGUUUGGUCAUCCAGGCUGCACACGGAUGCAAAAGCUAGCAUAGAUUGUUGAAAUCAAGGGAAAGCAGUGGCAAAAUCUGUCUGACCACGUGGUGGUUGUCAUUUGUCUUGCAAGAGGAGCCGUUGUUGGCUUCUUAGGAGCAUGCUGAUGAAAUGUGUAGUUUUGCUUGUGUUUGGAAAGCCCAAGCACAGACCAUCUUUAGCUGCUUUGUAGUUCCUGAAUGCUGACUAUUGAACUGCUAGGGACAGAUUGCAGUUGCUCCUUUGCCUACCCUGAGUCCAUUCCUCAACCUAAUAAUUAUUCUUUCUUUUCUGUAGCUCUCUGGAUUAUUGCUACUGUAAUAUUUUCUAUCUGCCAGGAUUCAUGGCAACAAGAAAGUCCUCUGGAAUCUGACUUGAAAUUUUUAAUAUAUAAAAAACGAUACAGGAAAAAUCCUGUGGAGGCAAGCUCUGCCAGCGUUAAUGCUGAUAAAUGUUGACCUUGAACCUUCAGUAGCUGGUGCUAGAAUGAGUUUAGAGAAAGAGGGGAAGAGCUUGUAUUUUAACAACAACAACAAAGUAAACUGGGAGUCUCUGCUAAACUAGUUAAAAAUGGCUGUUUCUAAAGCCUGUGUGACAAUCUUUCUCUGCAGAGCAGCAUUAUUUUUAUACUGUGCAUGUUUUUUGUAAAGAAGCGGAAUGGGGAUGGUAUCAUUCACUGAGGCUUUUCUUGCAAUACUAAUAUGAAUGAAGAAUAAAAUGAAAUUUUGACUUGUGUUACAAGUGCUUGGUGAAAUACCAUCAUUGCAAUUGAUGUUAAAGUUCCCGUGCUGCUUCUAAAGAAUACAGUUUUGAUCAGGAGCAAUGAAUUUAUGAAUUAUUUCUUCUACUCUCCCCCAUACUCUCAGGUAUUAAUGUAAAAUAAAGUUUUAUUGAAUGAACAGUAACUCCAAAAACUAUAUCAUAUAUGUGAGAAAUGAGGAAGCUUUUUUCAGACGCCUUCACAAAGUAAUUACACUUGAUACAAUAUAAUACCGAUUUGUAUUUUUAUGUGUAAAAUAUAAAAACUAAUUUAUGCAUUCAUAUGGGUAUGUUUCUGAGGCAAAGUAGGGCAACACUGUGUUACUUUUAAAAUGUAUUCACCCACUGUUUUCCUAAUAUUGUUUUAGAAAUACAAAGCAGAUGAUAUUGUUGUUCUAGUCUGGGACGUACUCAGAUAAGGUUUGCUUGGUGAGUAAUUCUUCUGCAAGUAGCCGUGCCAAAAUUGUAAUGGAGCCCCAUGAAAACAGAUGCAGCUGCCCAUCUAAAAAGCUUUUGUAGGUUUAUGACGGAUAUUGUUAAUUUCAAGAAGUAGUCAAAGCUAUGAACUAUUUGCUAAGCAAGGUAGCACAGAGAUAUGGAAGUCUUAGAACUCAGUGACAUUUUUUGGUUGAGAGCCAAGAUGUUAAGAUCUCAGUACAGAAGACUGUACUGAAGGAACUUGCAAAAUACAACAGCCUUGUGACAUUACUUGGUUUGCUUAUGCAAAACUGAGCACCUUUUUAAAAUACCAUUUUCUAUUAGUGUCAAUCCAAGAGACUGUAGAGCCAUUACCAGUUAUGUAGUAGCUCUUGUCAGCUAUCAUAUCUAUGUAUAAAGAGAGAUUACCAGCAUAUAUAUAUAUAUAUAUAUAUAUAAAAAAAAAAUAGAUUUAAGGUGAGAAGUUAGGAUAUGUAGGGGAACACUAACUUUUAUUAACUGCAUGGAUUCUGUUGGAUUUGUUUAUUUUUUUUCCCAAAAAGGGUAAUGUCUUUAGAUCGUUCCUGUAAUACACCUGCAGGCUGAUCCAGCAAGACUAGUCAGAGUGGCCAGGCAUCCAGCCGCAGCAGGACGGAGGGUGGAGCAAGGUGGCUUCCAGCAGGCUGGCAGCACUCAGGCAACUGCCUAGCUGGCAGGUUCUUCCUUUUGGAGCCUGUGGAUCACUGAUCCUUUAGGGAGAUCUAGAUGCAGCAAACGCCAGCUAUUUCCAAGGAGUGUGACCCAGAGGUGUGUUUGCUGGGCUGCUUCCAGAGUGUGCUGUAACAUUGAGGGACACUUGCGCUUUGCUUGUGACAGAAUAACUCUGGAGUUAGUGUCUGGCUGCUUUCCUUCCCUUUCCUAUGGUGGAGAUAGGCUGGCUAACAAGUACGUGCAGGCUUGGUUGGGCUUGGGGGAGCCAGAGCAAUAGAAGCUCUUUCCCUCUCCAGUCCCAAAAGGUGAUGCCUUGACUUUAAAGCCCUGCAUAGUCAGGGACAGAGAUCCCCAGGCGAUACAGCUUUCUGGCCAGCUGAAGUCCUUGGUGAUGCAAAGAUGAACCCAGGUUCACAUCACAUUGCGUUAGGACACUGUGGGUGUGCACACUUGUGUUGCAGGAGGUCAGCUGCCACAUGUAGCUGGGAGUUAAGCAGAAAUUCUAGCAAGGAGUCCGGUGGUUGCAGGGUGUCUGACCCAGAAUUACUCAGCUACUUCCCAAGGGGGGGACUUUCCAUUCACAUUGUAACUUGGAAGUUUUUAGAAGUGUUCUUGGACUUCGAACAGUUCAUUCACUAACAGGAAGCAGCGUGGUUAAGUGAGUACUGAUGUGUCAUUUCACAUUAUCUAUGUUAUUUUUUUGUGUAACAGAUUUCAUGAAGUUAAGUCUUUUUAUUUUUUUGGUUCAGUUAUAGGAAAUAAAUGAAUGUGCAUCAUUCAGUACAAAAUAGACAGUGGUAGGUAGGAUAUAGAUUGCUAAAACUAGUGAUGCUGUUUAUACAGUUUUAAAAUUGCACUACCUGCUGCAGCGUCACCAGCGUCACUUGGCAGCUAUGCCAUGGUUAUUUACCCUGAAACAUUCUCGGUGGCUGUUAGCGUACACUGCACAGUCCUUUCUAGUGGCUAGGCCGUUAUUAUUGUUGCUAUGCGCAAAAGAUGCCUUUUGUCAAACGUAAUCGUUAGCCCAGGGGGAUGGCUAGCAGAGCUGCGGUGUUCCCUCGGUCUUGCAAUACAGAGCGUGCUGCUCGGGGAGCCUGUCGCCGUUCCCUGCACGCCAGGUGAACGGUGGCAGCCCUGACCACCACGAGGAGCUGGCUGCUUGACCUCUUUGUGCGCCGAGUUCAGGGCUUGAACACACGAGGUGAGGGAAUAGCUGAACUACCAGUAAUAAAAAUACGAGCCCUUUCCACCAUGGUGGAGAACUGCUUGUAAUUCAACUGGUAGCAUUUCCCUGGACAUGGAAAUUGUCGCUGCCAUGUGAUUCAGAAAAAACACUCUGUGUUUCCAUCCAUUCCUAAAACAAGCCACUUGUUCAUCACUCCAAUGGCUAGAUGAUAACGUAUUUUUAGAAGAGUUUGCUACCAUAGUGACUAGGAAAUAGCCGUGUGUUGAUUUUACCAGAAGUUUCUCAUCCAGUUGUACCAUACAAGGUUCUUGAUUGCAAUUGCAGUUGUUAUCUGGACUAAAACAAAAAGAAAUAUUCCAAUUUGUUUCCAGGAAAAUAGGCUAUUUUGUCUUUUUUGCUAUAGCUUUGUCACUUUACCAAGAAGGCAACACAGGUUUGUGUUGGCAGGUUGGCUUUUUAUACAAUGUAUUGUAUGCAGAAGUACUGUAAGACAAAUGAGGUGUAAAAUAAAAAUGUUUCACUUAAAAAAAAA
Molecule: messenger RNA, 7748 nt
Organism: Gymnogyps californianus (California condor)
Lineage: Eukaryota; Metazoa; Chordata; Aves; Accipitriformes; Cathartidae
Gene: TBC1D8B
Product: TBC1 domain family member 8B
Exons: 21
Coding region: 1-3381 (1126 amino acids)
Source: RefSeq, a predicted model, not a curated record